UGUGAUCAGAACUACUGUGAAACGUAACGUUAGACUUCUAGUAGUAAAUGGUUUCAUCCAGCGAAGUAAUUUGUCAAGUGUACCGCCAUUGAGUUUUCCAUUCAAACUAAUAAAAUGUUUUUAAAAUUUGAAAUGAACAUUUCAAAACUGAUUUCGUUUAAUAUUUUUUAAGAGAUACUACAUAACAAUGUUUGGUGGGACUGUAAGGCUCAAUCCAUUAGGAGUAUUUAUUAUUGUGGCCUUGUCGAUUUUAUUCUUCGUAUCAUUAAACACGAAUCUUCUGAGGUCUUAUGACAGCAGUAAAAAAGAACCUACAGUGUCGCAAAACAACAUUAGUCUUCGAAAACUCCUUAGUGAUUGUAUAUUGCUGGCAGAAGGAGGAGGUAGAAAAGUUGCUGAAAUCAGGAAGGACACUGACAUUGGAGAAACAAGCAAAGGAAAAACCAAAGAAGGCGCAAAAAAUGUUGUUACGAAAGCAGAUUAUAAUUCCCACUGUGUAAUGUAUUAUGGAUUAAAAGAAGAAUAUCCGACAAUAAAGGUUAUUUCUGAAGAGAAAAACAAAGACUGUACAGGUAUCCCUUCGCUUGACAAUUCGAAAAUCUUAGAAACAGUUCCUUCGAGUGAUGAGUAUGUUCCUGCAACUGAUAUUUCCGUCUGGAUUGAUCCUCUGGAUGCUACAUUAGAAUAUACUGAAAAUUUGUUACAGUAUGUGACAACAAUGAUAUGUGUUGCUGUGAAGGGGAAACCCAUCUUGGGUAUUAUCCACAAACCUUUUGAGCAGGAGCCGAACACGUACUGGGGUUGGGUUGGGAAAGGAACAUCUUCCAACAUUAAAUAUGUUCCUGAUAAUAAUUCGAACAAGAUAAUUAUUUCUCGAUCUCACACUGGAAAUACAAAGAACAUUACACGUUUGGCAUUUGGAAAUGAUGCUGAAAUUGUUGAAGCUGGAGGAGCAGGUUACAAGUCAUUACAAGUGGCUACUGGAAAUUUUGACGCCUAUGUUCAUAACCACUGCCAUAAAAAAUGGGACAUUUGUGCUGGAAAUGCUGUUAUCAAAGCUCUUGGUGGACAAAUGACAACAUUAAGUAAUGAAUCAAUAGAUUAUUCAUGGGGGCAACUCAAGCUGAAAACACUGCAGGCCUACUCGCUACUGUGAAGAACCACAACGUCUUUUAGAAAAGCUUAGUCGUGUGAAGAAACAGUAGCUUAAAAAUUUGUGAAAAGCAGAGAGGUACAAAGCUGAAAACAAUUGCUCUCUUAUGGAAAAAUAAUUGUAUAACAUUAUAAACUAUUUGAUAUGUAAUGUUUUUAGUGGCCAAGAGAGCGGAAAGUCUUAAGCAAAGUCUAAAGCAAAAAUGAAAAAACCUGUAAACUAAGGAGUUUGUACCUAACGUGGGAUGGAGUUUAGGAGUACAAUUAUGCCUGCCAGUUAUGUAUGAUAUUAAUUAAAGUUUUGAAAGCACCACACCUUUACAUAAAUCUACCAUGGUACUGUUCAUCACUUUUAAAGUUCUAAAAUGAAGUUGUUUGUACCAGGCAAGUCUUAAUGGAGUUAAAAAGAACAAGGAUUAUAUCUCUAAUUCAUAUUUACUUUGUCUUCUUUUGAGACUGCCCCUUUAUUCUCUCUUCUCUCCAGUAAGUACCAUUCCCAUCUUCUACUUUGUUUGCUCUUUUCUCUGUCUUGACUUCUUUCAGGUCUUAAUAAUGUGUUUCGUCUAACAUUUUCGCAGGUUCUUUUUCACUUGUUUCUGUCCACUGUCAUUUCAGUUCUGUGUGUGUGUUGACUGAUAGUAGCUAUUUGUGUUUGUUAUCUCUUCUUCAUCUCUUGACCCGAGACGUGAUAUAUCUGUCUCCUUUGCAUUUUCUCUUUCACACAGAUUUUAUCUCCUCUCUCUUUUCUGAUAAUUUUUCAUAGGAUAAGGCUUUUGUACUAAAAUAUCAAGAUUUGAUACAGACAGCUGUGCUAGAUUUUUACUCAUUAUGGGCAGCUAUUUUUAUUUAUAAAUAUGUAUGUAGUAGUCUUGUGGAUGUGAGAUUUGUAUUAUUUGUAAUGUAAUGUUGUGAAAACAAAAGUGAUAUACAUUUAUGGGUGGAUGUUGCAAUCUUUAUUAAUUGAAAAUAAAUAUGUGAA
Molecule: messenger RNA, 2131 nt
Organism: Schistocerca serialis cubense
Lineage: Eukaryota; Metazoa; Arthropoda; Insecta; Orthoptera; Acrididae
Product: inositol monophosphatase 3
Biological process (GO): phosphatidylinositol phosphate biosynthetic process
Cellular component (GO): endomembrane system
Molecular function (GO): 3'-nucleotidase activity
Source: RefSeq, a predicted model, not a curated record